UAUGCAAAACUAAUAGCCUUUGCAGAAAUUACAGAUAUUUAUGCUAAACUAUGUGAUCUAGAAGACAAUUAUAUUACAAAUCAAAAUAUUAGUGCUCUUAAGAAAGCCGCAGACUUUCAACGUAUUGAAGAAUGA
This is a messenger RNA of Scutellospora calospora, 135 nucleotides long. The record is from the annotation of a GenBank genome assembly. NCBI's taxonomy places the organism in Eukaryota, Fungi, Glomeromycota, Glomeromycetes, Diversisporales, Gigasporaceae.